This is a messenger RNA of Ruditapes philippinarum (Manila clam), 1270 nucleotides long. RefSeq lists its product as uncharacterized. The transcript is spliced from 2 exons. The record is from RefSeq and is a predicted model, not a curated record. NCBI's taxonomy places the organism in Eukaryota, Metazoa, Mollusca, Bivalvia, Venerida, Veneridae. Bases 569 to 970 code for a protein of 133 amino acids.
UAUGUUUCAUACGAAUCUGUGGAAGAAUAUCGUUUCUACGUUAAACGGGGAGUUAUUUACGUAGUGAGAUAUCAAAAUGUUUUUAUUUUUUAUUAUUGUUAAUAGUGAAUAAAAAGUAUUUUCAGCCUUCAUUCAUCAAGAACAAAAGAUAAAAAUAGCGGAACUAGUUUUGUAUAUUUAUUAACACAUGUAAGUUUUCCAUAUAUCCUGUCUUUCGUUAACUUAAAAUGGUAAAAAAGACAGAAAAGUAAAAAGGGAUGUAUAUUCUCCAUUUUGUGACAAACAUCAAAAAUAUACUGUAGACCUAUUUUGUGUGGAUUGUGACAAAGUAAUCUGUGUAAUUUGCCAAGCUACAGAGCAUAAUUCAGGCAAUCAUAAGAGAAUACUCACAGUUGAAGACGCAUCUGCUAAAUUCGCUGAAACUAAGGAGUUUUUAGAUUAUGAAGGCAAACUUUCCUUCGUUUCCAAACGUGAAAAUGAAAUAUUGGCAGAAAAUAACAAAGUAGUUACAAUAACGAAUCAAAUAAAAGAAGAAACAGAAUCUGUGAUUAAGAAGCAUAAACAGGACAUGAUUGAUCUGAUUGAAAAACAUUACAAGAUGUUAUAUGAGAAGAAUCAGCUCAAGUACGAAGAAUCCAAGAAAAGAUUACAAAAAGCGAAUGAGCAAUUGUAUAAGAAUAAGAAUAAAACUGCAGAAAUUUGCCAGGAAAUCCAUGACAAAAAGGAGAGUGGACAAAACGUGGCAUUGUUUAUAGCUAUGAAAAAAUCACAAGAUAAUUUACGGCAAAUUGAAAUUGAAAUAGAAGAAACUGAAAAACUAAAUUUUGUUGAAAGGUAUAAGUUUCAAGCAGGACACAUGGUGGGACAGCUUUUGGAGGAAGAGAAAGAAUUUGGUGAAUUGUUGGUAACGGCGUCAAAGUCUGCAAAAGGUACAUGUAUUGGAAUCUAUGUUAUCAUAGUUAUUACUUAAAUAAAUGAAAGCCGACAGUAUUCUGUCUGUAUAAAUUAGCAGGCAUAUUAAUUUUUCACCUUCUCAGAGAACAGAAAAAGUAGUUUCAUAUUAUACAAACUUUAUUUGUUAAAGUGAGACAGUCUAAAGUUAUUUAAUUUCUUAGUAUUUCUGCUGCACGGAAAUACAAUUACAGUUGAUACGAUCCCCUGUACAAAAAUUGACUUUCUGCAAGAGAAAUGGUAACUUCCGGAUACAUAUCAAAGUCUUUUACUUUUAUGAUUUUGUAUAAGAAUAUUUUAAACACUGUGCAACAGUCGA